UACUGAGGAUCGGAGGCUGUGUCCAUUGAUCUUUUUGGGGCUAAAUUGACGAUGUAACCCGUGUCUGUGGUGAUACGAAGACACUUUGAAUGAGACACCCGCUUCAUUUGGUGCACAAACAUCGCACGAAGGUCUUAUGUGCUCCUCGCCGCCUCAUUUGCGACUCGGGCUGCUCAGUGUUGUCGGGGUAGAGUCCGUUCCACUGCAUCAACAUGGGUGUGAUCGGUGUGCAGCUGGUGGUUACCAUGGUAAUGGCCAGUGUAAUUCAAAAAAUAAUACCUCAUUAUUCCUUCGCAAGAUGGCUUCUCUGCAGUGGCAGUCUGCGGUGGUAUCAGCACCCCACGGAAGAUGAGCUCAGGAGCUUAGCGGGGAAACAAAAAGGACAGAAGAGGAAAGACAGGAAGUACAAUGGUCACAUUGACAAUAAGCCACUAACGGUUCCAAAGGACAUAGACUUACAGCUGGAGACGAAAUGCAUCACAGAAGUCGACACGUUAGCAUUGCACUACUUCCCAGAGUUCCAGUGGCUGGUGGAUUUCACAGUAGCGGCAACUGUGGUCUAUCUGAUAACAGAACUCUACUACAGCGUGGCUCAGCCCUCAGGAGAGAUGAACAUCAGUGUGGUCUGGUGCCUGCUCGUACUUGCCUUCGUCAUUAAGACCCUUUUCUCUCUAACGGCCCACUACUUCAAGCUCGAGGAAGGUGGCGAGCGCUCACUCUGUAUUACUUUUGGUUUUUUCUUUUUUGUCAAAGCCAUGGCCAUUCUCAUCGUCACUGAAAACUACCUGGAGUUUGGUCUUGAGACCGGUUUUGCAAACUUCUCUGACAGCGCUCUACAGUUUCUGGAGAACCAGGGUUUAGAGUCCCAGGGUCCUAUAUCUAAACUCACCUUCAAGCUGAUCCUAGCUCUGCUCUGCUCCCUGAUUGGAGCAUUUCUAACUUUCCCUGGUCUACGCUUGGCCCAGAUGCACCUCGAUGCACUCAAUCUCACUACAGCCAAACUUACACAGACUCUGCUUCAUAUCAACUUCCUGUCCCCUCUUAUCAUGGUCCUGCUGUGGGUGAAGCCCAUAACGAAGGACUACCUAAUGAACCCCAAUCUGGGAAAGGAGAAUGUGCCUUUGAUGACUGAGCAGACAUAUGACACGCUGCGGUUAUGGGCCAUCCUGCUGAUGUGUCUGCUCCGGCUCGCUAUGAUGAGACAUCAUUUGCAGGCCUACCUCAACCUGGCCCAGAAGGGUGUGGACCAGAUGAAGAAGGAGGCGGGUCGCAUAAGUACCGUUGACCUGCAGAAGAUGGUUGCGCGUAUUUUUUACUACUUGUGUGUAAUCGCACUACAGUAUGUGGCACCACUGGUGAUACUGCUGCAUACCACUUUGCUGCUAAAAACCUUAGGUGGACACUCCUGGUGGGUCUCAUUUGAAGAAGACCUGCCUUGCACCUACGACAUGAACUCUGACUUGGUGAUGGGGGAGGCGUCAGUAGCCGCCCCAACACCAGCUUCAGUGGUAGAAACAGGAGCCCGGGCGUCAGUAGCCCAGCUGUCGGUGGCUCUGGGAGGCCUGCGGACUGUUUUCAGCCCCUUGCUUUUCCGGGGCCUCUUCUCCUUCUUCACUUGGUGGAUUGCCGCCUGCCUCUUCUCCACCUCCCUCUUCGGUCUCUUCUAUCAUCAGUAUCUUAUGGCGGCAUAGCAUCAGGAACCCAGCAGUGGCAGCCGGCCCCCCGCAGUGCUGCUGUACGUUCAGCCUGAUCAGAAAGGACUGAUUGGGGGAAGCAGAGGCCGAUUGAUGACCCUGCUCGUCAACCUCCUCCCUCCUCCCUCCCUCCCUCCCUUUGACCACCUCUCAAUGACCAUAUCAUCAGAGCUCCUGGUUCAACUUCCAGUGCUUCCUUCACAGAUGACUCUGUGAACUCGUCGUUGUUUUUAAUACUACAAUCACAGUGUUUCAUUUGAAGGGCAAGAUUUAUAAAUUUUAAAAACAGACGGACUAAAGGUACGAGUUGAAUGAAUAUUAUUCCGUGUCAGUGGUGUAUUAGUACUGUCAAGAGAUACUGAUCCAUUCUGUGUAUGAAAUUUGAAUGAUAUGAGGUAUUAUACUUUUAUCUCAGAUGCCAAUUACAAUCCAUCACUGAUCCAUCGACACUUUGUCUUUUACUUUAGAAAACCCCACUCUUAUAGUUUCAUGCAUGAGAGUAACAGUUCGAUUUCAGCCUGUUUUCCCCUUGUAAAUUUAACUGUCAAUGACUUAUAUCACAGACAUAUCCAGGAAAAGCCGGAGUUACUCUGCUUGACUGGAUAAAUGCUGUAAGGUUUAAGUUUUAUUGGCUGGCGGUUAUGCGCACCACCUUGACAUUAAGAGUCAUGGAACCACCUAUAAACCAGUCUGUGUCACAGCCCAUCAGAGUGCUAGCUUCCCUCAGUGAAAACAUUGUGACGACGUGUAGCUCACGGAAUAUCAUAGAAUCUGGAGAGGUGUGUGGAGGCUGGUCUGUGACUUUUAUUCGCCUAAAAUUAUCCUCAAUUAUAUGUUUUCCUUACGUUUUUUUUAGGGGAAACUGAUAACUGCCAUUCUGAGGCCUCAUGUCUGUCUUUUGAGAAAAACCUAAAAAAAAAAUAUUUGUGUUGAAAUUCAGAUGUCAAAAUUCCAUUGCCACGGACCACAAAGCAAUCUGAAAGAGUCUUAAGUGUUUUGCCGGUGUGUU
Messenger RNA from Limanda limanda (common dab), 2703 nucleotides. RefSeq names its product transmembrane protein 161B (gene tmem161b). Lineage: Eukaryota; Metazoa; Chordata; Actinopteri; Pleuronectiformes; Pleuronectidae. The record is from RefSeq and is a predicted model, not a curated record. The coding region runs from base 213 to 1691 and encodes 492 amino acids. The transcript is spliced from 12 exons.